AAGAGUUCUCAGCCUCGAUGACCCUGCCACCAUGCUGCUGGAUGGGAUCCAAUUCCACUGCAUUGGCGACACUGCAAGGCUCCCGCGCACCCUCCAGGACAAGAUCUCGGAAGCGCAAUGCAUCACCAGCGGCAACACGGGGAUGAAAUUCGUCAUGGCGAUUGGCUAUGGCGGGCACAGUGAUCUGGUCCAGGCGUGCAAGGCGCUGGCACGCGAGGUGCAGCAGGGGAAACUGGCUGUGCAGGACAUCGAUCAGAUCAACCUGUCAAGGAGAUUGAUGCUAGGCGAGCGGUGCGAGGAUGUUGGCGCGCCGGAGCUGCUCGUUCGCACCAGCGGCGAGCAGCGGCUGAGCAAUUUCAUGCUGUGGCAUCUCGCCUACUCAGAGCUCGUGUUUGAGAAGAAGCUCUGGCCGGAUUUUGGAGAGGAGGAGUACAAGAAUGCCCUGGUGGCGUUCCAAGGGCGCAAGAGAACGUUGGGAGUGAGGCACUCUUGACAAACACAAAAGGUCAAAAUGCAUAUUGUGACUAUCAUCAAUUAUGUAGAAAA
This is a messenger RNA of Selaginella moellendorffii, 546 nucleotides long. Its product is annotated as dehydrodolichyl diphosphate synthase 2. The record is from RefSeq and is a predicted model, not a curated record. Bases 32 to 493 code for a protein of 153 amino acids. NCBI's taxonomy places the organism in Eukaryota, Viridiplantae, Streptophyta, Lycopodiopsida, Selaginellales, Selaginellaceae. Gene Ontology annotation, biological process: polyprenol biosynthetic process. The transcript has 2 exons.